AUGCUGACCCUGACCUCUGACUUCCAGCCUUCAGAACUGCCAUCUUGGCGACUGGUCUUGAUUGGGGUCUUCUGGCACCUAAGACAGGAGGGUCGUAGCCCUGCAAAGAGGAUGACAAAGUCUCUGGAGACGAUCAACCCUAGGCUCCAACUUGUUAUGAAAGGUAGAAAGUGUGCUCUGGGGUACAAGCAGGCCCUGAAAGUGAUCAGACAUGGCAAAGUGAAACGGAUCCUCCUUGCCAACAACUGCCCAGGCUUGAGGAAAUCUGAAAUAGAAUACUGUACCGUGUUGGCCAAAAGUGGGGUCCAUCAUUACAGUGGCAAUAAAAUUGAAUUGGGCACAACAUGUGGGAGAUACUACAGAGGAUGCACACUGGUUGCCGUUGAUCCAGGUGAUUCUAAUGUCAUGAGAAGCCUGCAGACUGGGGAAAGGUAA
Messenger RNA from Lynx canadensis (Canada lynx), 435 nucleotides. RefSeq names its product 60S ribosomal protein L30-like. Gene Ontology annotation, cellular component: cytosolic large ribosomal subunit. Lineage: Eukaryota; Metazoa; Chordata; Mammalia; Carnivora; Felidae. The coding region runs from base 1 to 435 and encodes 144 amino acids. The transcript is spliced from 2 exons. Gene Ontology annotation, molecular function: RNA binding; structural constituent of ribosome. The record is from RefSeq and is a predicted model, not a curated record.